Neopelma chrysocephalum (saffron-crested tyrant-manakin) is the source of this 576-nucleotide messenger RNA. RefSeq names its product digestive cysteine proteinase 2-like. The transcript has 2 exons. Gene Ontology annotation, molecular function: cysteine-type endopeptidase activity. Gene Ontology annotation, cellular component: lysosome. Gene Ontology annotation, biological process: immune response. The record is from RefSeq and is a predicted model, not a curated record. The annotation marks the transcript as partial. NCBI's taxonomy places the organism in Eukaryota, Metazoa, Chordata, Aves, Passeriformes, Pipridae.
GUCACCUCGGGCAACACCACGGCCGUCAAAGCCGCCAUCUACAAGCACGGCCCCGUGGCCGUGAGCAUCGACGCCUCCCACAAGAGCUUCUCCUUCUACUCCAACGGCAUCUACUACGAGCCCAAGUGCGACAACACACCAGGGUCGCUGGACCAUGCAGUGCUGGCCGUGGGCUACGGGGUCCUGCAGGGAGAGACCUACUGGCUCAUCAAGAACUCCUGGUCCACCUACUGGGGCAACGACGGCUACAUCCUCAUGGCCAUGAAGGACAACAACUGCGGCGUGGCCACCGAGGCCACCUACCCCAUCCUGGCCUGAGCCACCCUGGCCCUGCAGGGACAGCCCUCGGUGACACUCUGGGCACCCAGCCCUGGAUCAGCCCCUUCGGUGGAGCCCCCACGCAGCAGGAAGCAGGACAGGGCCACGGGGUGCUGGACACGGGGCAGGAUGGGGACCCAGCAGUGGGCUUGCCAAUAAAGACACUGGAAAAAUACUGGAUGGCUUCUACAGCAGGGAUUCAACUGCUGCCCACCCAGCUGUGCCCCCUGUGCAGCCCCCAGUGACACAUCCUGUCCC